Molecule: messenger RNA, 3597 nt
Organism: Thyridium curvatum
Lineage: Eukaryota; Fungi; Ascomycota; Sordariomycetes; Thyridiales; Thyridiaceae
Exons: 4
Coding region: 1-3597 (1198 amino acids)
Molecular function (GO): protein binding
Source: RefSeq, a predicted model, not a curated record
AUGAGGGGCUCGUUCGGCCUAGUCCUGCCCGUCCUCGUGGCCGCGGUGACGAUUUGCCUUUCCCUUUGGCUCCACAGGAGCUUCGCUCAUCCACCUCCGACAUCACGUCGGCCGGUGCCACAGCCCGAACUGGAGCUUCCUCAAGACGAGUCAGUGCAAUCAUCGGAAGAGAGGCAGGAUGUCCGGCCUGAUCACGCUAACCCUCCCAGCGAGAGCAAACUUCAAUCCGAAGGCCCCCCGCAUGGACCGGACACUCCAUCACAGGGCCCUGACGCGACACCACCCCUCCCUCCCGCGAAGAGAGGAUUGACAUUGCGAGUGCGUGGGGUGCCCCUCGACUGGGAUAUCCACCGAUUACAAUCCUUCCUAGCUGGCCAAGACCCCUCCAUUGGCCCAACUAUUCGGUCCCUGGCCCUCGAAGUCCAUGGCCGUUCGCAGACAGCCACCGCCACCCUUCAGAAUAGCCCGGCCGAACACUUCCGAUUGAUCCCUCUCCCUGAGUCUCCCAACCAAUCCGCUCAACCGCAAAGUCUCUGGCUUGAUGAUGAAUUCAUCGACGUCACCACGCUCUACGCUCCUCCCUCGCAGAACCACAAGGUCGACAUUAUCGCCAUUUCUGGCCUCGGCGGACACGCAUUUGGAUCGUUCAAGGAACGAAACGGGGACCACAUGUGGUUACGAGAUGCCCUCCCGCACCACAUCGACCAAGGAGACAGCAAGCCGUGUACCCGUGUCAUCAUCUAUGGCUACAAGUCGAGUCUUCCGCAGAGCCAAAGCUUUCAGAACCUGCAAGAUCUCGCAACUUCUUUUCGUGCUAGCCUUUUGCAGUUGGUCUCCGCCGCCACGCCCAAGCCCAUCAUUUUCAUCGCCCAUAGCUUAGGAGGACUCAUCGUCAAGCAGACACUCAUAGCACUAUCGAAAUCAACCAAGGAUGAUGACCAGAAGCUCCUUCGAGCUGUGUAUGGAAUCGUCUUUUUUGGCGUCCCACAUGAUGGAAUGGAUAUCAGCUCACUCAUCCCGAUCGUGGAGGAUGGCCCCAAUCGCUUCCUGCUCGAGUCCAUCGGAAACAUCAAUUCAGCGAUUCUUAGUACCCAGCAACAAGAAUUUCACAAGGCCCUAGGCAGGGAAGGCGAGUCUGAGAUUAUUUGUUUCUACGAGACACGCAAGUCACCAACGGCCGUGCAAAUCGAUGGAAAAUGGAAAAUGGAAGGACCCCCCGCCGUCCUCGUGACCAAGUCGUCCGCUACUCAUUGUCGCCCAUGGGAGGAUGGGCUAGAGCAUAUCUGCGCCGUCGACCGGACCCACUCUGACAUGGUCAAAUUCAGAUCCCAGGACAGCGAAUACGAGAAGGCUCGUAUACUAAUCAGCGGCCUUGCUCGACGGGCACUAAGCGUACAACUCCCAACCCUAUCGAAAUCGGCCCGGGAUUGUUUACGAUCAUUAGACUUCCCAGAAAUAGACAAACGGUCCCUUGAUAUCGACCGUAACACCAAAGGGACAUGCCAAUGGUUGCUUAAACACAAGACAUACAAUGACUGGGCCGCUUGCCAUCGAGGCCUGCUCUGGAUCAGGGGCAAGCCUGGGUCUGGCAAAUCGACCCUACUCAAGUACGCCUUAAAAAAGGUCACAGAAACACCCAAAGUCGAAAGUAGAACUCUUGUUCUCUCGUUCUUCUUCCAUGGUCGUGGAACGGAGCUCCAGCGCACGUCAUUUGGCUUCUUCCGGUCUCUCCUUUGUCAAAUCCUUAGACAAGUCCCCGAUGUACUCUCGGAUCUCGUCGACAAAUUCGAGAGCCGGGUCAGAGAGAAGGGCGAGCCUGGAGAAAAGUGGCAGUGGCAUGCAAACGAACUGUGGGAGUUCUUUGAAUCAUCGCUGCCUGCAAUUUUGCAGACCCGCUCCAUCUGGCUCUUUGUUGACGCAUUGGACGAAGCUGGUGAGCAUACUGCACGCGAUCUAGUUCAGAGAUUUAAGUCACUGCUCGAGCAACUCCCAUCAACUCGCCUACUAUUUCGCAUCUGCUUCGCUUGUCGUGAAUAUCCUAUUCUCGAAGGGAACUGCAAAAUGACCAUAAAUCCUGGGAACGAAAAUCGGGAGGAUAUUUCCACGUAUGUACAAGCCCGGCUUUCUUCAUCCAAACGACUGGGGGCAUCCACGAUUCCGGUUUUGAUUACAAACCGCGCCGACGGUGUUUUCAUGUGGGCACGUCUCGUCGUGGAUGAAAUUCUACGCCUAGACAGCUGCGGAGAGACACUGAAGAAGAUCGAAAAGAAGAUCAGCUCUACUCUACCAGACUUAGAUGAUGUGUACCGUGGAUUCCUCCAAGACCUGGAAGACAAACCAGCCUCCCUGAAACUGAUCCAAUGGAUUUGUUUUGCCAUACGUCCGCUCUCACUAGAUGAACUACGAUGGGCCAUGGUCAUCGAUCCGAAGUGUCCCCACAGAUCAUUGCAACAAUGCCGAGAUGAUGACGAUUACCAAGUCGACAAUGACAGUAUGGAAAGGAAACUCAAUCAUCUCAGUCAUGGCCUUGUUGAGGUUGUGUCAUCUUCAGAUAUGCAUUUCAUCCAGUUCAUCCACCAAUCUGUCAGAGAUUAUUUUGUCAACAAGGGUCUAGCAACUCUGACAGCCAGCCUCAACCCCGCUGAGACCAAGCUCUCUGUGAGUGAUAUGGUCGGAACUGCCCAUCAUGAGCUGUCUCGGACAUGCAUAUGCUACUUGGACAUGGAGGAAAUCAGUCGCUCACCUAUCAACGACCACGAGGUAUUGAUAUCCGAAUUUCCUCUGCUACAUUAUGCCACAACCUCAUGGAUAGGACACGCGGUGGAAAGCGAUGCCAAGGGCAUCUCUCAAGACUAUCUUCUGGACUAUUUUGCCUGGCCAUCGAGCACUCUUCUGCAAUUAUGGGCGUCGAUUUACAACGUGUUAGAGGGAUACUCUUGGGAUUGUCCCAAAGAGAAGACAUUGCUAAUACACGUGGUAUCACGAUAUCAAUUACUGGGACCGUUGCAGGUAAUCCUGCAAAAGAGCCAGGAUGACAUCAACAUCGAUGCAGAAGAUGCCUCUGGCCGGACGCCGCUGUCGUGGGCUGCCGAGAACGGCCACGAGGCUGUCAUCAAGCUGCUGCUCGAGAAGGAUGCCGCUGUCGAUAUUGCUGAUGAAUAUGGCCGGACGCCGCUGUCGUGGGCUGUCCGGAAUGGCCAUGAGGCUGUUGUUAAUCUGCUGCUUGAGAAGGAUGCCGUUGUUAAUAUUACUGAUCCUAUUGGCCGGACGCCGCUAUCGUGGGCUGCUCGGAAUGGCCAUGAGGCUGUUGUUAAUCUGCUGCUUGAGAAGGAUGCCGUUGUUAAUAUUACUGAUCCUAUUGGCCGGACGCCGCUAUCGUGGGCUGCCGAGAAAGGCCAUAAGGCUGUCGUUAAUCUGCUGCUCGAGAAGGAUGCUGUUGUCAAUAUUACUGAUCUUAUUGGCCGGACGCCGCUGUCGUGGGCUGCCGAGAACGGCCACGAGGCUGUCGUCAAGCUGUUAGAAAGCCAUAUCGGUGGCAGGAUCCCGUCCACCUCUAUGAUGCCUCACUCCGAUUCGACUAACUUGAUGGCCGAGUGA